Messenger RNA from Vitis vinifera (wine grape), 1851 nucleotides. Its product is annotated as ethylene-responsive transcription factor CRF2. Gene Ontology annotation, molecular function: DNA binding; DNA-binding transcription factor activity. The record is from RefSeq and is a predicted model, not a curated record. The transcript has a single exon. NCBI's taxonomy places the organism in Eukaryota, Viridiplantae, Streptophyta, Magnoliopsida, Vitales, Vitaceae. Gene Ontology annotation, biological process: regulation of DNA-templated transcription. The coding region runs from base 694 to 1677 and encodes 327 amino acids.
UAGAGCCGUUGUCCAGAGUCUCCAUAGCUAUUGUUCUCUCUGUUUUCUGUCUGAUUUUCCCGGAAACUGGCCGAGAAAAUAACGGAAAAUAGUACGUACAUUCGAAGAUUACCGGAAGGGGCAAGUCCUGAGCUUCGUGUGUCCAACUUGGGUGCUUUGCGACAUUUAUUCUUCUUCCCUUUCCUUUACUCUUAAAGGGGCUGCUACAGUGUCUCUUUUCUGUUUCUUUUUUUUUUUCUUCUGCAACUUUUCCCGGAAAUUUCUACUUUUUCUUUCUAUACCACACAAGCUCCGGGAUUUAUCUUUCUACCAUAUCCGGUUGCUUUCCGUACCGUUUGUGCUAUAUCAACUGGGUUGCCGUCACUUGUUCGGUUUACACCCUCUCUGAAUCUAUAGGGCUAUCACUCUCUCUCUCUUCUUUUUUGGUGACUUUCCGUGAAAUUUCUGGUGCUUUAAUGGCUUUUUGUGGGUUUUCAAUCCAUUAAUGGCAGGUUUAUCUGCGUUUCAAGCUUCCCUUUAACGUGUGUUCUUUCCUCAGCUUUCUUUAUCUCUUUAUUCUCCGUGCCUCUCUAUUCUCAGAGGAAUCUCUGCUUUUUCUCCGUUCUCUAUUUUUACACCCUCCUUCUCUCUCCCUUUCCCUUUCAUCCUCUGCUUUCAAUGCUAACGGAGGGAAUCUGAGAAAUCUCCCGAAACAUGUUGUCCCCAAUCAAGUACAGCGAGCACCGCAAGCGUACUAAGCUGCUGACAACCUCGUCGGAGAAAUUCACCGGCAGGAGUAUGAAUGCUGAUGGGCCCAGAAUUGUACGGAUUUCCGUCACUGACGGUGACGCGACGGACUCUUCCAGCGACGAAGAGGGUGAGCUUUUCGCGCGUCAGCGUGUGAAGAAGUUCGUUAACGAGAUCACUAUUCAGUCAUGUUCAGGAGAGAACAGCGACGGCACCACUGUUUGGAGAAGCAGAUCGGCGAGAAAUGGCAGGAAGAAGUCCACCGGAAAAGGUGAAGCUCAGGCUGUCCGGCAGCUGGCGAAGCCGUCGACGGGUAAAAAGUUUCGCGGCGUUCGGCAACGUCCUUGGGGGAAAUGGGCGGCUGAAAUCAGAGAUCCUCUGCGACGUGUACGGCUGUGGUUAGGUACCUAUGAUACGGCGGAGGAGGCCGCCAUGGUGUACGACAACGCAGCGAUUCAGCUGCGUGGACCCGACGCGCUCACCAACUUCGCUUCACCCCCCGCGGUGACCAAGCCAAAAAUAGAGCCGGUGACGGUGACGUGCUCCAGCUCCGGCGAAGAGUCUCACAACAAUCUCUGCUCUCCGACCUCGGUUCUCCGAUAUAUCAACGAAGAAGCCGAGUCACAAGGACCCAUCCCCGAAACCCCGAAACAAACCCGAAGCACUGAACUACCCCGAAUUAUCGGAAACGACACAGGCGUAUCGGAUAACUUUUUGGAUGUUUCGGAAUUUGACACACUAUUUGUUAACGAUGCCUUCGAUUUCCAAAGUUCAGUACCAGAGUUUUUCGGCGAGACGAAUCUUCUAGACAGCAUAUUGAGAGAAGACUGCAGCGAUAUCUUCCUUAAAUCGAGUGAAGAUUUCGGAUUCAGAUUCCCGACGAGUCCCGUUGAUGAGUAUUUUCAAGACAUCGGCGAUUUAUUCGUCUCCGACCCUCUCGUCGCGCUUUAAAAUGAUAAAAUCUUCAUUCAUACAAGUUCAAUGAAAGAUCUCCAUGCCCGCUUUUCCAAUUCCUCGGCAGAUUUUGUUCCGGCAGGCAAAAAAAAUCGGCUGUAUUUUUUUUUUCUUUUUGCUUUUUAUUUAUCAUAUCAUAUAUAAUAGAUAUUUUUUAAUAUUGAUUUUUAA